Molecule: messenger RNA, 787 nt
Organism: Tigriopus californicus
Lineage: Eukaryota; Metazoa; Arthropoda; Copepoda; Harpacticoida; Harpacticidae
Product: peptidyl-prolyl cis-trans isomerase 5-like
Biological process (GO): protein folding; protein peptidyl-prolyl isomerization
Cellular component (GO): intracellular membrane-bounded organelle
Molecular function (GO): peptidyl-prolyl cis-trans isomerase activity
Source: RefSeq, a predicted model, not a curated record
GUGUCACCAUUGCUCCUUCAUUCUGGUCCAAGUGUUCAAGGCGGAAUCGACUCAUCAUGAAGCUCGCCGUGUCCGUCCUCUUGUUGGCCGCUACCGUGGCCGUUAUCCUCGGCUUCCACGGGUCCCAAGCCGCAGAUGGCCCUACGGUGACGGAUGUGGUUUUCUUUGAUAUGACGAUCGGGGGUGAGCCCGUGGGUCGGAUUGAGAUCGGUUUGUUCGGCGGAAGCGUGCCCAAGACGGUGGAGAACUUCAAGCAAUUGGCCAUUGGACACAAGGAGGGACAUUAUAAUGGAUCCAAGUUCCAUCGCGUCAUCAAGGACUUUAUGAUCCAAGGCGGAGAUUUCACGCGCGGCGAUGGCACCGGUGGUCGAUCCAUCUAUGGUGAGCGAUUCGCCGACGAGAACUUCAAGCUCAAGCACAAUGGCGCCGGAUGGUUGUCCAUGGCCAAUGCCGGCAAGGAUACCAAUGGAUCUCAAUUCUUCAUCACCACGGUUAAGACUCCCUGGUUGGACGGCCGUCACGUCGUGUUUGGCAAAGUGAUCAAGGGUAUGGAUGUCGUGAGAAAGAUUGAAAACACACCCAAGGUUUCCGGAAAAGACACCCCUGCCUCUGAUGUGGUGAUUGCCGAUUCCGGCACUUUGGAUGUGCCAGAGCCUUUUGCUGUGACAAAGGACGACGCCAAGGAAUAAGCCGACAACAACUCGCCCUUAUUUGAAAUUCAAAUGUCUCAUGAAUUUUUCCAACCUUUUUUAUGGUCAAAUAAACAGGAGUUGGUUUUUUAACUUUA